CAAGCAUUAAUGCCCCGAAGACGUAAACACGGUCUCGGCUUUCGAUAGGCUUGACGAGAGGGUAGUGGGACGUCCAAGGAGUGUGCAUCGGCGACUAUGGUCAGGCAUGCAAGGGUAUCGACAGGAGGGCAACGUCGAAGGCCCGCUGCUCUAUGCAUAUUCAAACGCGGCAUUCAUUAUCGAAGAUCGUUGCCGCAAGAUGCGCUCCGCACCAGAGUACUGACAAUCACAGAGGAAGAAUGCUCUCGGCAUAAGCCUUGCCGAUCUCCAAAGAUCCGUAGCGUUGGAAUGAUGUUUGCCCACAAGCUUUGGUGGUGUUGAGCUUAUUCGCCAGGUACCCGGCGCACCAUUCACAGCAUUCGCUGUGCU
This is a messenger RNA of Baudoinia panamericana UAMH 10762, 369 nucleotides long. RefSeq lists its product as uncharacterized. NCBI's taxonomy places the organism in Eukaryota, Fungi, Ascomycota, Dothideomycetes, Mycosphaerellales, Teratosphaeriaceae. Bases 97 to 321 code for a protein of 74 amino acids. The transcript has a single exon. The record is from RefSeq and is a predicted model, not a curated record.